Messenger RNA from Cinclus cinclus, 1554 nucleotides. RefSeq names its product syntrophin beta 2 (gene SNTB2). Gene Ontology annotation, molecular function: protein binding; structural molecule activity. The transcript is spliced from 7 exons. Gene Ontology annotation, cellular component: intracellular anatomical structure; dystrophin-associated glycoprotein complex; synapse. The record is from RefSeq and is a predicted model, not a curated record. Lineage: Eukaryota; Metazoa; Chordata; Aves; Passeriformes; Cinclidae. The coding region runs from base 1 to 1554 and encodes 517 amino acids.
AUGCGGGCGGGGGCGUGGCCACGAGCCGCGCCCUCUCACAGGUCACGCCCCUUCCCGGUGACCGGCGGCGGCGGCGGCGGCGGCGGCAUGGCCGUGUGGACCCGGGCUUGUAAAACGGGGCUGCUGGAGCUGCUCCUGCGGGAACGCUGGGUCCGCGUGUCGGCGGAACUGACCGGAGAAACGCUGAGCUUAACGGCGGAACCGGGAACCGGCGAUCCGUCGGUGGUGAACGGCGUGGUGAACGGCAACGCGGAGGCGGCGGCACCCGGUGGCGUGAGGAGGGUGCGGGUGGUGAAAGCGGAGGCGGGAGGGCUCGGGAUCAGCAUUAAGGGAGGUCGGGAGAAUCGGAUGCCGGUGCUGAUCUCACGGAUCUUCCCGGGAUUGGCGGCGGAAAGGAGCGGGGCGCUCCGUUUAGGCGACGCCAUCCUCGCUGUUAACGGCGUCGAUCUCCGCGAUGCCACCCACGAUCAAGCUGUGCAGGCGCUGAAGAGAGCCGGGAGGGAGGUCAUCCUUGAAGUGAAGUUCAUGCGGGAGGUCACCCCCUACAUCAAGAAGCCAUCGCUGGUGUCAGACCUGCCGUGGGAGGGGGCGGCCCCACAGUCCCCCAGCCUGAGUGGCAGCGAGGACUCGGGGUCCCCUCAGCAUCAGGGCCCCCGUGACCGCAAGGUGAUCCCCCUCAAGAUGUGCUUCGCUGCCCGGAACCUCAGCAUGCCCGACCUGGAGAACAGGCUGAUCGAGCUGCACUCGCCGGACAGCCGGAACAUGCUGGUGCUGCGGUGCCGGGACACGGCCACAGCCCACGCCUGGUUCAGUGCCCUGCAUGCCAACAUCACCGCGCUGCUGCCUCAGGUCCUGGCUGAGCUCAAUGCCACCCUGGGCUCUGGCAGCCCCACGGCCGGUGGCCGGGAGGUGAAACACAUUGCCUGGCUGGCCGAGCAGGCACGCCUGGACGGCGGGCGGCAGCAGUGGCGGCCGGUGCUCAUGGCAGUGACAGAGAAGGACCUGCUGCUCUACGAUGGGAUGCCCUGGACCAGGGAUGCCUGGGCCUCACCCUGCCAUAGCUACCCACUGGUGACCACCAGGCUGGUCCACUCAGGCUCCGGGCGCCGCUCGCCCGCGCUGGGCUCGGAGCUGACGUUUGCCACGCGGACGGGCUCUCGCCAGGGCGUGGAGAUGCACGUGUUCCGCGUGGAGACCCACCGGGACCUGUCUGCCUGGACGCGUGUCCUGGUGCAGGGCUGCCACGCCGCUGCUGAGCUCAUCAAGGAGGUGACUGUGGGCUGCACGCUGGGUGGGCAGGAGGUCCAGCUCUCCAUCCACUACGAGGGCGGGUUCACCAUCUCCCGAGAUGAGCCCGGCUCCAGCGUCCUCUUCCGCUACCCCUACGAGCGGCUGAAGACGUCUGCGGAUGACGGCAUCAGGACCCUCUACCUGGAUUUUGGGGGCCCUGAGGGGGAGCUGGCGCUGGACCUGCACUCCUGCCCCAAGCCCAUCGUCUUCGUCCUGCACACCUUCCUCUCGGCCAAAGUCACCCGCAUGGGGUUGCUGGCAUAG